Messenger RNA from Nematocida major, 1728 nucleotides. RefSeq names its product SWI/SNF-related matrix-associated actin-dependent regulator of chromatin subfamily A-like protein 1. The record is from RefSeq and is a predicted model, not a curated record. Gene Ontology annotation, biological process: DNA repair; replication fork processing. NCBI's taxonomy places the organism in Eukaryota, Fungi, Microsporidia. Gene Ontology annotation, molecular function: ATP-dependent chromatin remodeler activity; ATP binding. Gene Ontology annotation, cellular component: nuclear replication fork. The coding region runs from base 1 to 1728 and encodes 575 amino acids. The transcript has a single exon.
AUGAACUCUGAAAACCAGGCAAUGAGUCUUCUGCAAAACACAAAACCGCAAACGGGGGCAAAACCUCCCAUUCCAAACAGCUUUACAAUAACGCUUAUAAACGAGCAGCAGGCAAAAAUAUCGCCUAGCACGAAGGAAAUAUCUUCGCAUCUGUUUGACAAGAUCGGAUCUAAAUACAUUCUGGCAGAGAAUGCGUGGAUAUUCCAUGUUUGGUCGUACCCAGAGCUUGAAAAGUGCUGCUCCUUCAUUCAAAAGAAGGCAGAGGGAACGCCUCUGUGCCUGCUGAGGGCGCUGGCGGCUAAGUACAGUAGAGCAGCCGCCAAGCCCAAAGCAGAAAGCACCCUGUCCGUGCUGGAGCAUAUUGAUGGAGGCGGAAGCAUCCAUCUGAAGCCGCACCAAAUAGAAGGCGUGGCAGUUGCAUGCAAGCGAAAUUACAGGCUUCUGAUAGCAGACGAAAUGGGGCUGGGCAAAACCCUGCAGGCAAUUGCAAUUGCCAAGAAGUACCUGGAGGCAAACCCAAACACCACAAAAAGGUGCAUGCUGAUUGUGGCUCCGGCAUCCAACACUGCCAUGUGGGCAAAAGAGGUGGGGAAGUACAUAACAAAAAGGUGCUACGACAUAAAGGAGUGGCGGAAUGUGGGGGAUGUGGGGGCUCACGAAGUGGUUGCGCUUAUUGCCAGCUACAACGGGGCAAGCUCCCACCUGGCGCAGCUGCACGCAGAGGACUUUUUCAUGGGAAUUGCCGACGAGUCGCAGUCGCUGAAAAACCACGAAAGCAAGAGAGCACAGGUGCUUGUGCCUUUUCUCACCCGCCUGGAGAACGUGAUUCUUCUGUCUGGCACGCCCGCACUCUCCAAUGCGCACGAGCUAUACACGCAAAUAGCCAUCAUCUGCCCGUCUCUUUUCUCGUACAAAGAGUACCACGAGAGAUACUGCCGGAUAAGCGAAACCCACUACCAGGCAGUAAAUCCACGGUUCAAGCACCUGGUAAAGUACCGGGGAAACAAGAAUCUGGACGAGCUGAAAAUUGCAGUAAACGCGCUCGUUUUGAUACGGAGGGUGAAGCAGGACUGCCUGCAGCUGGGCAUAAAAAGGAGGGUUCUCGUGACAUUCAACACCGACCUUGUGAAAAAAGACGUCCAGAUAAAGAUCCAGACAAACCCAAAAAUGGUGACUAACGAGCUGCUUACAGAGUACAACACUGCAGCCCGAGAAAAAAUCAGCGAUGUGUUGAACUAUGUCCAGCAGAUGAGAAGCAAGACAUGCAAAAAAAUAAUUGUCUUUGCACACCACAGAGACGUGCUAGACGCCCUAUACGAGGAGUUUAAGAGCAGAGCCAUAAAAAUAGACGGAUCCACGCCCCGGCCCAAACGGGAGCUUCUCUGCGACGAGUUCCGAGAAAACCCGAAGUGUGACUUAGCAAUACUGAGCCUAAAGGCGUGCUCAACCGGCCUUACUCUCGUCUGUGCAACAACUGUGAUUUUUGCAGAGCUUCCUUGGACGCCCGGGGACUUGCACCAGGCUGAAGACAGAAUAUACCGAAUAGGGCAGACAGAGACAGUCAACAUAUACUAUUUGAUUGCCUCGUAUGUGGACAAGCAGCUGUGGCCGCUUCUUAAGCGAAAAAAUAGAACACUGAACGGCAUAGGAAUCAUAGAGCACGACAAGGAAAACCUGGAGUUUGAGACGUUUAACCCCAAGCAGAAGGUAAUGCACCAGUUUAAAUAG